Molecule: messenger RNA, 2675 nt
Organism: Hippocampus zosterae (dwarf seahorse)
Lineage: Eukaryota; Metazoa; Chordata; Actinopteri; Syngnathiformes; Syngnathidae
Product: amphoterin-induced protein 1-like
Exons: 2
Coding region: 320-1807 (495 amino acids)
Biological process (GO): brain development
Molecular function (GO): protein binding
Source: RefSeq, a predicted model, not a curated record
GAAGGAAUGAAGAGAAAGAAAGCGAGAAUUGAGCGGUGACGUGCCGCCCAUUGCAUCAACUGGAUCACAUGGUGCCUUCGCUCUUCUGCGAUCAAGACUGCGGGCGGGCUGCUUGCGCGGUGCUACUCACUCUUUAUGUGACGUACUCGCUGCAGGGGAGGGGGGAGGCAGAAAGAGAGCCACCGGCCGAUCCCGCACAGGAGCGACUCACCGGAGAUUGGACCCAAGACUAAAAGCCAGGACUUUAUUUCCGUCUGCUUGCUGCAAAGAAUCAACACAUGAUCCAUGAUUCUCAUCCACCGUGAAGACUUGUGAGACAAUGGGGAGAUUGUACGCACCUAAUCGCUCGGUGUUGAGGAGGAGCGUCUUUCUCCUGGUUGGACCUCUGCUUUGGUCACAGCAUGCCGCUGGACAGUUCAUGGGAGGCCCGCUGGACUGCCAAAAGACGUGCGUGUGCGCCAGCAGCAUCAUCAGCUGUUCCAAAGGGAAUCUCACCAACCCCCCCACCCCUCUUCCGAAGUACACGUCGACGCUGGACCUCAGUUUCAACUCCAUCGGCAGACUCCGAGCAGAGUGGACAGCCAUCGUGCUGAGUCGACUCCACACGUUGCUGCUCAGCCACAACGGGCUCUUCUUCCUGUCCUCGGAGGCCUUUGUGCAUGUGACGAGGCUGCGCUACCUGGACUUGUCUUCCAACCGGCUCCGCCAGCUGGAUGAGUACAUGUUCGAGCCGCUGGAGAACUUGGAGGUACUGCUGCUUUAUAAGAACAGCAUUUCGCAGAUCGAUCGCUCCGCCGCUUUCUCGGGGCUGGUCAACCUGCAGAAGCUCUACCUGAGUCACAAUUUGAUCUCGCGCUUCCCCUUGGAGCUGGUGAAGGACCGAAGCCGCAUGGAGACGCUCACGCUGCUGGACGUCUCCUCCAACCGGAUCAAAGCGCUGACGUUUCAUGAGCUUCAAGCUCUGCCCGCGUGGAUCCAAAACGGUCUGUACUUCCACAACAACCCCCUGCCGUGCAGCUGUGAUCUUUUCAACGUGGUUGCGCGCUGGCACCUCAAAGACCUUAGCUCAGCGGUGGACUUUAAGGAUGAGCACACUUGCAUCCUCGCCGGUCAACCAAAACGAAAAGUGGUCACCCUUGAACUGAAUAAAGCUUAUUUGAACUGCAGCGAGGUCAAGAUAAUGGACAGGGAAGCCUACCUGGAGCAGUUUGUGGUGCUGGACUGCGACACCAAGCAGAGAGACAUGGUGAAGACCUGGACCCUGCCAGGAAACAUCCCGAUGUCUCCGGCAAACAAAAGCGCAACAAUACUCCCAGAUGGAAACCUUCAGCUCGGACCUUUAAAGGAGGAUGACUCCGGCGUGUACACCUGCCACGCCACCGCAGACACCCUAAACCAGACACUCUGCUUCACCCUCAUGGUCUUCAACAGCACCACAAAUGCCAACUCGGAGAACCUGAAGACGGCGUGCACCACGCUCAUAGCGUGUUUGAUCAGCAUCGUGAUGGUUUUCGUCUACCUCUACCUCACACCUUGCCGCUGCGCCUGCUGUCCGGGUCAAGAUCCGGAGAAGGAUGACCCGAUGGGCAGCCUCCACUCCUCCACCGUCAGCGACACCCAAAACUACCAAGAGACCGAAUCCGAAAAAGGGAACGAGGGUGGCAGGGACUUCGCCUACGAGGCCAAAGACCCGUUGGAGCAGAACGGGAGGUUGAACCCAAAAGGGGAAGAGGAAUGGAAGGGGGCAAAUAAGAAAAGAAAGGCGUCAAUCAGCUCUGUGAGUUCAGACACCCCCAUGAUGGUGUAAGUAAGUAAGUGAUGCAAGAUUCCAAAUGACUCAACAUAAAAGUGCUUUGACUUCGUUUGUUCAGAGUCCGAGAGUGACGCGACUAUUCCAGUCAAUGUGUACAAGCUUCCUACACUGAACUGUUCAUGACAUCCAGGAAGCUUUCAUUGCUCAGAGGACGAUUUGAGAGGACCUGAAAGGUUCUGGGCAUUAAUGCCCCAACCCUGAGUAGACCAGACCGCCACAAUAACAUUGGUGCGGUCACAACAUGCAAGUAGCAAUGCUCACAAAAGACACCAUUAGAGCAGACAAACAGAUCAGUGAAAACUGACAGUUACGGAUGCAGAUAAAUAAGGUGCAAAAACAUUUCGCAUAUGCCAGAAAAAAAAUUGUAGCAUUGAAUGAGCUUUUUUUUUGCCUUAUUUGCACUUGCCACUAGGACAGUGGUUGGCAAACUACGGCCCGCGGGCCAAAUCCGGCCCGUUUGUCUUUUUAAUCCGGCCCGCCGAAGGUUGGUCCACAAUUAAGGUUCGAUGUGAAUGAUUGCAUUAAUUUCAAUUGGACUUGUAAUGACAGGCAUUUCACCGCCAGGUGGCGCAUUGACUUGAAGUUGCAGAACACGGGGGGCGGGGCAAUCUUUUCGACCACCUAGUACCUCUGUAUCGCUCUACUUCUACUGGUCCGAUCAUAACCCAUCUGCAGCGAUGCACAGGCUAAAAUAGGUCAUCAACUACACUGUUGUCAUUUAAAAAAGUAUAUUAAUACAGUACUUUCAUGCUUUUGUUCUGUUGAUGUUUGAUAUGGACUGUCAACAAAUGCAGUUUUUAAAAAAAUGUACCAUAGCUCGUGCUGACCUGGCCCUUCUGUCAAAUUUUAAAAGUCAAUGCGG